GGUAAGCAAGCAAACAGCUGCCUGCCUGCCUGAUUCAUGAACGCUGCUCCGCCUCAUCGCCCUGCUGUAGGCUUCUCUCGGGAAAAAUUCAACACCACCGGUGUGCGACAGACGGGUUCACAUCAUCUCGCGCGUUGCCUCUUUGCUCUGCUGUUGCUCGUGGGGUGUUUAUUUCCGUGUGUACACAAAGUACGAAGUACAGCAUACCUCUUACUGGCUGGGCCGCCGUCUGAAGCGUUUGGCCGCAGCGGCAGCGGCAGCCGGCAGCAACGUCACCAGCAGCUCGCCACCACCAUCAACGGCAACACCACCAUGGGCAAGCCGUCGGACGGCGAGCACGUCCCGUCGCCCGCCAGGAAGCCGAGUCAUCCACACCUGGGCGAGUCGGCGAGCGCCAUCUCGCUCAACACGACGACCCACGAGCGCUACUUUGACGAUCCCCCUCCGUCGCACAACCACGACGACGACGAGUACGCGUACGCCGACGAUGACCUCCCGCCGCUGUACUCGGACCACGACGACUUUGCGUCCAGCCCCACCGUCAACGGCGUCGCUGGCGGUGCCGGCGGCAGCAGCAGAAGCAACAACAACCAUGGCGUGACGCCCGUCAACCCGCUCGUGCCCCGCGGCGGCGAGCAGCUCGUCCAGCCCUUUUGCCACAGCCGCGACGGCACGACGACGUACUACAUAGACCCGCGGCUCGACUCGGACCCCGUGUUCCUGCUCGACCACAUCACGCGGCUCGCCGCCCUCCCGCCGCGGCCGUUUAUGCAGCUCCGGGGCACGCACAAGGAGCGGCGGCGGCGCAGCAGCAGCAGUAGCAACGGUAGUAACCAUGGCGGCAGCAGCAGCACGGAGACGGUCGUCGACUUUGACCUGCGCAUCGAGCUCACCCACCUGCUCUACACGGACAUCCACACGCAGUCGGCCUGGCGCUCCGUCGUCACGGCCAGCAACUUCGAAAAGGUCCGCCGGGGAACCGUCUUCGCCGAGCGGGCGCCCGGCUUCGGCGGGAGCAGCGGGGGCCGCCACGCCCCGGAGGAGGGCACGCCCGACCUCGCCGAGUGGUGCCGGCGGUACUGCGCCGCGGGGGGUCCAGACGGGCGCGGCCGGGGCCUGCGGUGCUUCACGCUGGAGCGGCGCGUCGCGGGCUGGGACUUUGAGGCGCUGGGCCGGCGGCUCGAGGAGCUGGCGCGGGCGACCAACUACCGGGGCCGCGUCGAGGCGUCUUUCCCGGUGCGCGACGCCCGCGUCGAGGUGCACUGUGCGUGCCUGACGAGCCGCUGGCGGCUGACGCGGUGGGUGCGCGCCCUCUUCUACGCGACGCUGCUGUUCCUGCUGGCCUGGCCGUGGCUCAGGCUGCGGACCCGCCGCUGGGACACCCAGGCCGCCGAGUGGCGCGCCAGCGAGCCGACGAGCGUGCCCGGCCGCAAGAGGUACGCCGCGGGCAUGAGCGAGGAGCGCUGGUACGCGCUGUGGGCGGGGCCGCUGCAGCGGGCGAUGCUGGAGAGGAGGCAGGGCGAGCUGGACGUGGGGGACCUGCUGCAGGGCCAGGGACAGGGACAACAGGGACAACAGGGACCGAGGGGUGGUGGCGGCGAUGACGGCGGUGAUGGGCGAGCAGGCAGGAGCGUGAGGGGAGGAGCGGGAGCGGGAGGGCUCGAGGGCGUGGUGAGGGCCGGGGUGGAGGCCAUGGGCGUGGUGAACCGGUCGUUUGGAUGGGGAGGGGACUCGUGCUGAGCAAGGAAGCGUGGGCAUGAGAUGUGGACAGGAGUAUCGAUAUAUCUGGAGGUUGAAGCCGAGCCGAGUUUCGCCGCUGGGUGGAUGGAAGGGGAGCUACUGACGACGUGACGACUAGUUCUGCCUUCCCCCCUUUUUUUUGUUGUUCUUUUCUCCUGGUGUUUCGGCCCUGCCUGCGUUUACAUGUCUGUUCUUGUUUUGUGUAUGGGGCGUUGUGGCCUAUGCCGGCGUUGUGUGUGUGUGUGUGUGUGUGUGUGUGCGUGUUGCGUUAUAUAUGAGCCAUGGCGACUGUCUGUCUGUCUGUCUUUCUUUCCUUGCCCGCUUGCCCGGUUGAUUGGUUUGCCUGUUCUGUCUUGCUUGCUUUCGUUAUCACCUUACUUCCCGCUUUGAGAGGGGCAGGGGGUCUCUGUCUGAGUCUUUGUGCUCUUAUAUGAUGUAGCAAGGCACUCACUCCAUGCCCUUGUGUGCGCGCGUGCAUGCAUGCAUGCAUGCAUGCCCUGCAUGGGAUGGUCAUGUUGGGACGGGUGUUUAUACAUCGUCUGGCUGGCCUGCCUACGCCGAGUCGUACGUACACCUACCUACCUUUAUACCUUUUUGUCUACCCACCUUUUAACGUUAUAUCACCUCCCCUUGUCUACACAUACAUAUAUAUUACAAACUACUUCGUAGGUGGGUAGUUGAGAACG
Molecule: messenger RNA, 2426 nt
Organism: Purpureocillium takamizusanense
Lineage: Eukaryota; Fungi; Ascomycota; Sordariomycetes; Hypocreales; Ophiocordycipitaceae
Exons: 1
Coding region: 37-1740 (567 amino acids)
Source: RefSeq, a predicted model, not a curated record